CCUGGCCCUUUCUUUUGGAAGGUGAUAAGUUUUCCCAUUUAGCACUUUGGAUGCAUGAGUGGGCAUUCAGGCCAUAAAUAGCCUCCCUACGAGCAUGUCUGAUGUGCUCAAUUAAGUAUCUAGCUAGUGUAGCAGCACUCUAGCUUGAUUUGCUGAGUCAUCUUACUAAUUAUUACUGCUUGAUCGAUCGAGAGCUUAAUUAGAGAAACUAGAGAGAUGGAUUGCAAGCCUACGGUGACGAUGCUUGCGGUGGUUCUGGUGUUCGCGGUGAUGAACACGCUGUCGAAGAUGGCGUUCAACCAAGGGAUGCACACCACUGUCCUCAUCAUCCUCCGCCAGCUCACCGCCACGAUCUUCCUCGCCCCAAUCGCAUUCUUCAGAGAAAGGAAGACGAGGCCAAAGAUGACCACGGAGAUCUUCCUCUACCUCUUCUUCAGCGCGUUGCUCGGAGCUUCACUGACCCAGUGGCUCUUCUUCCUGGGGCUGCGCUACACCUCGGCCACCUUCGCGUGCGCCUUCAUCAACAUGACCCCGAUGUUCACCUUCCUCAUGGCGCUCCCCUUCAAGCUCGAGAAGCUCGACGUCGCCACCGGCUCCGGCGCCGCCAAGCUCGUCGGCACGGCCGUGGGGAUGGCCGGCGCAAUGGUGCUCGCGCUCUACCAAGGCCCGUCCCUGAUCAACAACCCUCCACCAUCAUCAUCAUCUUCUUCCCCAGCAACGGUGGCGGAGCUUGCUGCCGCUGCUCAUGGCGGCAGCGGCGGCGGAGAGCACCGGUGGGUGGUCGGGUCGGCGGCGUUGGUGGGCGGCUCCGUGAGCUGGUCCCUCUGGUUCAUCUUGCAGUCCAAGAUCGGGAACAAGUACCCCGCGCUCUACUCUGGCAUGUCUUGGAUGUUCCUGCUGAGCUUCCUGCAGAUGGCGGCCGUGGGCGUCGCCACGGAGAAGAUGAGCCUCCACGUCUGGAUGGCCACCACCAAGCUCCAGAUCGUCACCGUGCUCUUCGUGGGGAUCAUGGGGUCUGGGCUGGGGUUCUUGGCCAUGUCGUGGUGCAUAGAGCAGAGAGGGCCCGUGUUCACCACGGCCUUCAUGCCGCUCGUCCAGAUCAUCGCGGCUGGGAUCUGUGUCGUCGCCCUCCAUGAGCAACUCCAUCUUGGAAGUGUGGUAGGGUCUGUUCUUGUGGUCGUGGGGUUAUAUUUCGUGCUCUGGGGGAAGAGCCAUGAGGCAAGAUGCAAAGCUCGAGCUCCUCCAUUAUCCGACUCCAAGCUCGCAUUGGAAGAGAAAACAGAGCAUGAUUCACGGAUUCAGACCGUGUGACAAAAAAACAUGGCGAAAGGAAGCCAAAGAGCAAGUCUGAUACCUCUACUUUUUUCUGUAGGCCCAGAAGGAGGAGGAGAUAGUUCAAGGUUUUCGUUGUAUCUUCCAUGAGAAAGUCAAGUGGAGGGGUUUUAGAUAGGUUAUAUAACUACUCCAUUCACGCGUGGAUAAGUAAAAGUGGAUGAUCACCACAUUGCCAAACUUGAAUGCUUUCUGCAAAAUAGAGCAUUGCUUGCGAAGUAUUCUCAA
Molecule: messenger RNA, 1560 nt
Organism: Brachypodium distachyon (stiff brome)
Lineage: Eukaryota; Viridiplantae; Streptophyta; Magnoliopsida; Poales; Poaceae
Product: WAT1-related protein At3g30340
Exons: 5
Coding region: 217-1311 (364 amino acids)
Cellular component (GO): plasma membrane
Molecular function (GO): transmembrane transporter activity
Source: RefSeq, a predicted model, not a curated record